This is a messenger RNA of Stomoxys calcitrans (stable fly), 6398 nucleotides long. RefSeq lists its product as uncharacterized. Gene Ontology annotation, biological process: G protein-coupled receptor signaling pathway; cell surface receptor signaling pathway. Gene Ontology annotation, molecular function: G protein-coupled receptor activity. NCBI's taxonomy places the organism in Eukaryota, Metazoa, Arthropoda, Insecta, Diptera, Muscidae. The record is from RefSeq and is a predicted model, not a curated record. Gene Ontology annotation, cellular component: membrane. The transcript is spliced from 22 exons. The coding region runs from base 8 to 6187 and encodes 2059 amino acids.
AUUCAUAAUGUACCUGCGAAAUAUCUUCAAAACUUUGAUGCUGCUAUGCUGCAUGCGUGCUAGCAGCACAGAGGAUACACCAUUUUGUAAUUUCGAGGACACAGUUGAUUUGACCUACGCUCAACGUUUUGCCAAUGGUUCCUAUUUGUAUGGCGAAGAUGUCAUAAUACCCCCAGAUCAAGUGGCCACCUAUGACUAUGAGAUAAUAUAUGAUGGAGAACAAAUACCGAGAGAAUCUCAUUUACGAGGAUGUGUUUGCAAGCCCGGCGCAAGGAAUUGUAUGAAAUUUUGUUGUCAUCCUACCAAAGAAACCAUUUGGAAUAAUACCCGAGAAUGCACCGAUUUGUAUGAGGUGCCCAAGUUUAAUCACAUCAUUAAGGUGAUUUCAGCGAAUGGAACACGACGACAGGUGGAUAUAACCAAAUCGUUCACCAUGGUUUUGGGCGUGCCCUGUGACAAUGCCUAUCCCUUGGAUCCCAACAUGAAUCUCCAUGAGCAAUGGGAUCUUUUGGAGAAUGGCUCGCUGUUGAUUUACUACAAUUUGCGUUUGUUGAGUAAACGAGACUUUUGCAUGAUGCCCGAACCAACGGUGGAAGGUGGAGAUGAGGGCGAAUGGAUUUUGAGCCCUAUGGUUUGCCCGAUUUCCAAACCGGUUUCGGUUUCAAGACUUUUUAAUAAUGUGGCUGAUGUCAUAUCGAUCACUUUCAUCAUUUUGACAAUUCUUGUGAUACUGGUGAAACCUGAGAAAUGUAAUCUGCAAGAGAACUGCCUGCUUAGCUUUUUAAUAUCAUUGGCCAUUGGCAAUAUUGUGUUGGCCUCAAUGUACAUUUCGGAUGCCCAAUUAUCAGGAUUUUGGUGCAGUUUUGUGGGUUUCUGCGGUUAUUUCUUUUCGGUGGUCUCAUAUUUCUGGUUGAAUGUCAUCUACUUCGAUUUGAUGAAGAGCAUUGUGAAUCGAGAAAAUCAUUUUCUAACAUAUUUGGGUUAUGGAUGGGGAAUUCCGGCAGCUCUUACCCUACUCUUAGUUUUGGUUCAGAAUUCGAAUUUGUUGGACUACUUGAAACCUGGAAUUGGAGAAGAUACCUGUUGGUUUGAUGCUUACAACUGGUCGGCGCUCUUCUAUUUCUAUGCCAUAAACAUAUGCCUGCUGUGUCUGAAUGUUGUCUGCUAUGUUAUAACAUUGCGUAAGAUGAGGACAAUACUUCAACAUCAACCCACAAGGAAGGAUGAUUUGGAAAAAAGUGCCGAUCAGUAUGGGCGUUUGCUUAUUCUUAUGGUCGUACUAAGCUGCUUCGAAACAAUAUCAAACAUUGAAAGUGUUCUAUAUCCCAAUAGGGAAAAUGUUUGGUACUUUGUAUCGGAUAUUGUGGAUGCCAUGGAGGGCCCCACGAUCUUUUGGAUAUUUGCAGUAAAGCCAGUGAUUGAAAUAAGAAGAACACGUUUUCAAGAGAACGGACCUUGCUAUGAUCCUCUGGAUGAGGGGAUUACUUUGGCAGAUGCUCCUGGAUUUAAAACAAUUGAAGAUAGCCCUCCCACCUAUGAUAGAUCUAUGCCGGCUAAUAAAGCUACUAAGUGUGGGUGCUGUGAGGAGCCUAUCAAUAAGUCUGGUAGUGUCAUGUGCAGACUUUGCUCCCGUUGGUUUCAUGCUAAUUGUGUCAAGCUGUCAGAGAAGGAUUUACAGGCGUUAAAGUCCGUGAAAGCAAGUGCUUUUAUAUGUAACUCUUGCGAACAAAAUAUUUGCUCCAGUAGUUUCCUCACAGACAUGUGCAGUUUGGAAAAGAAACUAGAUAAUUUCAUCGCAAAGAACAACAGCGACCAAACAGCCAUCAAAGACGCAUUAGAUGGUAUUAAAUCAGAAAUGACUUCAUGUUUGGGUGGCAUCAGAGCAGACAUUGCUGAAUGUAACAAGAAAAUUGUAUCUGUGGAAACUUCAACAUCGCUUAAAAUUUCAAAGCUGGAAAUAGAAAAUAAUAUGCUGCAUAGACGACUUAAUCGUGGCGAUAUUGUCAUUGGUGGUAUGCCCGUGGGCAUUAACAAUCUGGUGGCCACUGUUAUUUCACUGGGUGCUUUUUAUAAGAUCGACAUCUCCAGGCGCGAUAUAAACCAUGUUUGUUACAUAAGUAACCGCAAGUUAAUACUGCUGAAAUUGAAUAGUGUUAUGAUCCGGGAUUCUAUUAUGAGCGAGUAUUGGAAGACUCGUUCUUUGAGAGUGUGCGAUUUUUUUGUUGGUGAUGGAAGUGAUGUAGAACGCCGUGUGUACCUUAACGAUCACUUUUCACCUGCGGCCAGCAAUUUUAACAUGAUCUGCAAACAAUUACUUCGGAAGCGACUUGUGACGGUUUUCGGCUCCCCAUGUCCUGUUGUUAGCAACAACACUUACAUUAAAUCUAUACUGCGUGGUUGUAACGAUAAAUUAAAAGUGGCCCAUUUGAAUUGCCAAAGUAUGAGACCUAAUGUUUGCUCUUCCAAAUUUGAUGAGCUUAAAUCUAUUUUGUGUGAUUCUAUGCUUGAUCUUGUUGGACUGUCCGAAACUUGGCUGAAGUCAGCCGUUUCUCUACGUUCUGUUAGCGUUCCAGGCUACAUAUUUCAUAGAAAUGAUCGCAAAAGUUCCAGAGGUGGUGGUGUUGCUUCUUCUUUAGUCCAUUCAACGUGUCGUAGAUUGUGCUUGACUGUUUUGCACAAUGCUAAGCCAACUCAUUACGAUGUAGUGCACGGUACAACGAGUCUGAUUGAUUUUAUGCUUUUGAGUUCUAAUUUAAGUAAGUUCACAUCUGGCCAGGUUCAGUGCCCUGCAAUCUCUCGUCAUGUGCUGUUAUUUGGGGUUUUUGACUUUCACUUGAGUAGAACGGAGUCUUUUGUAGAAUACCAUGAUUACAAGAACAUCGAUAUGUCUGGCAUGCUUAGUUAUUUGAUAGAUUUUGAUUUCUCGGAUAUUUUUAGUGCACUGGAUGUCGAUACUAAGUGUUUUCUUAUCUCUUCUCUUUUUGAGGAUCUCUAUUCAUUUGUUCCUGUUGUCAGGAAAAAUGUGAUAUCUGUUGGUAAUGAGUGGAUGAACUCCAGGAAUAUUGUUUUCACCAAAUCAUUAAGAGACUUGGCUUACGCAGAUUAUCAAGUGAAUAGAUCUCCUGAAAAAUGGAGAACUUUUUGCAAAUAUCGAAAUAAGACAAAAUCUCUUAUACGUAAGGAGAGACGAAGAUACUAUUUAGAACGGUUCAAGGGACUGCGUGCAGAUGGUUUGUGGAAAGUUCUUCGCGCAUCUGGCUGCAUAGGUGAUGAUGCAGUUGUGUUUAAUAAUGAUGUUAAUGACGUUAAUACCUUUUUUGUUGAUGGCGUGUCUUCUGAUGCGAGCUCUAUUAUUGAUCUAGAAGCAUUUUCCUUCAAUGAAACUUACGAUUACGAUUCGAAGCAAAGUUUAAUACGUUUUAUGAUGUACUCCCUGUAUGCCUGGGGUGUAUCAGCUCUAUUGACAGCAUUGGUGAUUUGGGCCGAGAUGUCUUACGUUGUCAGUGAGAUCUAUAAGCCAGGUAUUGGCGUUGAUGUCUGUUGGUUGGAUACUAGAAAAUGGUCAGCGGCACUCUACUUUUAUGGACCAAAUACUAUUAUUUUGUCAUUUAGCAUAGUUACCUUUGGUUAUUUGGCCUCACGAAUGUGCAAAAAGCGUUGUGAUACUGUUAUAAUAGCGCAAAGACAAAAUUUCUUUCAAGAAAAUGCUGUUGUUCUUCUUCGUCUCUUCCUAAUUAUGGGCAUAUCUUGGUCUAUGGAUAUUUUGUCGUAUUGUUUUCGUAACUAUCCUGAGUCGGAUUUUAUUUUCCUUUUAACAGAUUUCUGCAAUGCCAUUCAAGGUGUUCUAAUUUUUCUACUCUUUGUGAUCCAACGUAAAGUACUGCUGUUACUCAAGGACAAAUUCCGUAGAAAAUCUAUAACCGACGAAGCAACAAUGCGUUAUCAGAGCCAAGCAUCAAUGACCACAAAUUUGUGCCCAAAUAGAAUAAAAUUUCUAAUGCUGAUACCGAUUGUCGUACAAGUCUGCCUCCUAGUAAUGGUUUCGGGGGAAACAUUAAGCAAUGCCAGGCCUAAGUGUUUCUAUAAUGAGACGGUUGAUCUUCGGAAUUAUGAAAGUUUGUCCAAUGGCUCGUAUCUUUAUCGUGAUAUUUUAAUAGAACCCGAAAAAUUAGCCUUUUAUGAAUAUCGCAUAAAGUUUCUUGGUAGACGGGUCAAAGCUGAGCGCCAUUUGAGAGGCUGUAUUUGUGAUACAAGCAAACGUAGGUAUUGUAUUAAUUUGUGUUGUGAAGUGGGUGAGACCUACAACAAGACUUCAACGCGAUGUGAGCCUAUGCCGGUGUUAUCUUCUUGGCCAAUGCAGAUACCAAUGGUUUUGAUGAACGGCACAAAGGUGAAUGUUGCUCUUCUUGAUCAUUUUGUCUACAAAGUCGACUUGCCAUGCAAGAAACCUGAAUGGCUUCUAAUUGAGAAUGAACCAUGGGAAUUGAAUGAGGCAUGGCCGUCAGUCGUUUGUCAUCAUUCACUCGAUACUUACUUAAGCAGUUUAUUUCCAAUUUCGACAGCUAUGCUGUUGGAACCAAUUCUCCAUCUCUGGCUUUUAGUGUUGAUUGUUGUGGUGGGGGCCAACAACGAUACUGUGCCCAAAUGUUUAUACAAUGAGACGGCUGAUCUGCGAAAUUAUCCAAGACUAGAGAAUGGGUCGUUUCUUUAUCGUGACAUUGUGAUAAACCCCGACAAAUUGGACUUCUACGAUCAUCGCAUAAUUUUUCGCGAGGAAGUGGAAGAUGCUGAGCUUCAUGUUAGGGGCUGCAUUUGUGAUGCCAGCAAAGGCAGGUAUUGUGUAAAUCUAUGCUGUGAAGUGGGACAGACCUUCAAUCAAACAUCGUCCAAAUGUGAAUCCAUGAAGGAAAAUCACAAAAUGCCAACUAACAUACCGAUCCGUAAGAAAAAUGGCCAACAAGUGGAAGUGAAUCUAUUUAAGCAUUUUAUUUAUAAAGUCGAUCUGCCCUGUCAAAAACCAGAGACUCUACUCAUGGAGGAUGAUCCAUGGUAUUUGAAUGAGGAUGGCAUUCUACAAAUCCUUGAAAAAAGUGAUGCCGUUAUCGAUGAUUAUGCUGAUCUUGGAACGGUCAGUUAUUGUAUUACACCAUAUUUGCCUAACAGCACCAAGAAUUAUGUUUUGGCCCCGAUGAGUUGUCCUAUUAAGAAUGAGAAAACCUUUUUAAUGACCCUGAAUACCUACAGCAUGACAGUUUCUGUGAUAUUCCUAAUUCCAACGAUUAUUAUCUAUAUACUGCUGAAAAGUCUACGUUCGAGCAUAAGUGGUCGCAUGCAGAUUUGCUAUUUGACAUCAAUGCUCGUGGCUUAUUCGGUUAUCAGUAUUAUAAACACCGUGCAAACCAGAUGGGGCACCAUUAUGUGCAACAUAUAUGGAUAUGGCGGCUAUUUCUUUUUCAUGUCUAUGUAUUUGUGGUUGAGUAUCCUGUGCUAUGAUAUGUGGAAUAACUUCAAGGAAUUCAAUUUGGAUUAUAAUGCAAACCAAGGAAACUCGAUUCGUUUUUUUGUUUAUUCUCUUUAUGCCUGGGGUAUGGCUGGUCUGCUCACAGCAUUUACGAUGUGGGCCCAGAGGUCCGACAAAAUUCCGCCAAAAUAUAAACCAGGAAUAGGCAUUGAUAUGUGCUGGAUAGACACUAGAAGAUGGUCGGCUGCCAUAUAUUUUUACAUUCCCAAUUUGUUGAUAAUGAUUUUCAAUAUUUCAACAUUUAUACACUUGACCUUGCUAAUCUAUAAUGUGAAGAAAAAUGUAGCUUCAUUGACAUCGAGAGAGAAACUUGUGCAGGAAAAUAUUGUUGUGAUAAUGCGUUUAUUUCUCAUCAUGGGUAUAUCUUGGAUAACAGAUAUCAUCUCGUAUUGCUUGCGCGACUUUACCGUGGCAGAUUAUCUAUUUGCUGUUACCGACUUGUGCAAUGCCUCCCAGGGCGUCUUGAUAUUUUUCCUAUUCAUUGUGCGACGAAAAGUAAUCGAUUUAGUUAAAGCCAGAUUUGGAAUGAAGAAUUCAUCGGGUAGAUCGAAUAAGAGUGCUUUUACAAUGACAACACAAUUCUCGAAACUUUCAUCAAUUACUGUACCACCAACGCCGACCAUAACGCCCAUAUCCCCAAAGUUGGUUUCUGAACCCCGAGAUUAGCCUCAGCGUGAAAAAUGUUUGACCAAGAGAUUAGACUCAGCGUGAAAAAGGUUUGACCAAGAUUUGGUUAACUUUAAGAUGUGAAGUAAAAAAUCACAUCCGUUAUUGAUGCUUUUUAAGAAACGGAACUUUAACUUUAUAUAAAUGUCUGUUUGUGUAUAUCCCUCAUUUUUAAAGAUUAAACAAUAAAUUGCUGUUUCAAAAUAAUAAA